AUGAAAUAUCUAAUUUUUUGGUUAGAAAUUCACAAAAAUGCUAAAGUAAGCAAAGACAGCACCACACAUCCUUUACCAGCUCCAUUCAAGACUGAACAAAUUCUUAUUGAGGCUCAAGUCCCACAGAAACUACAAGGUUACCCACCAGUUAAUGCGACACCACCAGCUGAUCCGAAAUUUACUGCUUUGGUUGAUUUGACUAAAAUUCCAGAUGCUCCUAUUAGAAGAGCGCAAAAGGAUCCUUGUGAUAGUGCUGAUGAUCCCUAUUGUUAUUGGAGUUGUACACUUUGUUUAAGAGAUAAUGAUAUUAAAACAUGUCCCAAUCCAAAAGAUUGGGGCAUCACAUACGAUGAUGGUCCUUCACCAUUUACACCAGCAAUUUUAGAUUAUCUUAAGGCAAAAAAUGCAAAAGCAACAUUUUUCGUUGUUGGUUCCAGGGUUAGCGAAUAUCCUGAGAUUACAAAAAGAGCUUUUGAUGAAGGGCAUCAAAUCGGAAUCCACACUUGGUCGCACACAGCAUUAACAACACUAACAAAUGAAGUAGUUAUAUCUGAGUUGCAAUGGACCGCAACAGCUAUUGAAGAAGCAACUGGUAAAAAACCUGAAUUAGUGAGACCACCACAAGGAGAUCACGAUGAUCGUAUAAGAUACAUCGCCAAUGCAUUAGGUUAUAAAAUUGCUAUGUGGAAUAAAGACCCGAACGAUUGGAUGGUCUCACAAGAUCUAAACUACGAUGUAAGCUGGAUUUCAGGCAACUUUACUCAAUGGACAAAUGAACAAUUAACAACUGGUCAUGUUUCUUUGGAACAUGAUCUGUUUCAAGAAUCUGCCGCCCAUGCCCCAGAAGCUCUUGAUAUAGUUCUGGGCGCUGGAUUCAACACUAGGACUAUUUCUGAUUGUGCAAGCCAACCUGCUUUG
Molecule: messenger RNA, 918 nt
Organism: Entrophospora sp. SA101
Lineage: Eukaryota; Fungi; Glomeromycota; Glomeromycetes; Entrophosporales; Entrophosporaceae
Source: the annotation of a GenBank genome assembly